Messenger RNA from Aegilops tauschii subsp. strangulata, 510 nucleotides. The record is from RefSeq and is a predicted model, not a curated record. NCBI's taxonomy places the organism in Eukaryota, Viridiplantae, Streptophyta, Magnoliopsida, Poales, Poaceae.
AUGCCGGCUACCGACUCGGCCGCCUGCCGGCUCCGCGCCAGCUUCUGCCCGCCGCGCCCGCCUUCGCCGGCUCCCGCGUGCCGGCCCCGCUCGCCGCCUUGCCUGGCCGCCUCUGCCUCCCUCCACCGGGCGCCGCUCCGGUGCGGGCCAUGCCCAGCUCCCGCCGGUUACGCCGACUGCUGGCUGCCGACUGCUCCACCAGGCCGACUGCUGGCUGCUGACUGCUCCACCAGGUCGACUGCUGGCUGCCGACUUCCCGGCCGCCCCUGCCGACUGCUGGCUGCCAACUGCUCCACCAGGCCGGCUGCUGGCUGCCGACUUCCCCCGGACGCCCCUGCCGACUGCUGGCUGCCGACUACUCCACCAAGCCGGCUGCUGGCUGCCGACUUCCCGGCCGCCCCUGCCGACUGCUGGCUGCCGACUGCUCCACCAGGCCGGCUGCUGGCUGCCGACUGCUCCAACCAGCUGGCUGCCCGAAGUCAACUGCAGCCUGACGCGACCCCGACGUGA